AUGUAUUUUCACUGUUAUUUGGACAAAUACAUUGUGGUGAUAUAUGGUUAUAAAAAAGCUAUUGCCAGCCAGUGUAAACUCGAUACUAAACUAACAUACGGCCGUGCAUGUAACGAGACGUCCACAGCCGACUUGAGAGAGUUACACGUCUUUGCCGAUGCGUCUCAGAGAGCUUACGCGGCAGCCGUGUACGUAAAAUGCAAGGGAGGUGAAGAUACUUAUGUAAGACUGUUGACUGCCAAAACUAAGGUGGCGCCAAUCGAAAAGGAAAUCUCAAUCCCUCGAAUGGAGCUUUGUGCGGCAGUGCUGGCAACAAAAUUGAUUCAUGAGGUUUCACAAACUAUGAGGAUUCCAAAGACAAACUUAUACGCAUGGUCAGAUUCAACUGUGGUCCUUGCUUGGUUAGGAGGAGAACCAACUCGAUGGGCAACAUUCGUAAGCAACAGGGUAUCCGAGAUACUGACUGUAUUAGAUCGUGAUCAAUGGAACCAUGUAAAAACGGAUCAGAAUCCAGCAGACUGUGCCUCGAGAGGUAUGUCUAUCGCUGAGCUUGCUAUUCUAGUCAACAUCUAUUGUACCAAUGCAAACAGUUUGGUAGCAAGUCCUCCGAAGAGAGAAGUGAGUUUGUACCGUUGUCGGAAUAAAGGUGCUCACAGUGUGAUUAUA
Molecule: messenger RNA, 666 nt
Organism: Brenthis ino (lesser marbled fritillary)
Lineage: Eukaryota; Metazoa; Arthropoda; Insecta; Lepidoptera; Nymphalidae
Source: the annotation of a GenBank genome assembly